Molecule: messenger RNA, 1539 nt
Organism: Annulohypoxylon maeteangense
Lineage: Eukaryota; Fungi; Ascomycota; Sordariomycetes; Xylariales; Hypoxylaceae
Product: MFS general substrate transporter
Exons: 6
Coding region: 1-1539 (512 amino acids)
Biological process (GO): transmembrane transport
Cellular component (GO): membrane
Molecular function (GO): transmembrane transporter activity
Source: RefSeq, a predicted model, not a curated record
AUGACUUCAAAUACGCCAGAUGUCCAACCAACCACCGCCACCUCUUCGAGUGGAUCUGACAUCGAAACGGUAGAUAACGGCAUCGAGGAUGAGACUGGGUUGUUAGCUGAGAGGGCACUGGCAAGUGGUCCCAUAGACGAUCAGACUUCUCAGAUGAUUCGACGAAAAAUUGACCUACGCAUCCUGCCGUUUCUGUGUAUAACUUACGCUUUACAAUUCAUGGAAAAUACGUCGAUGAGCUAUUGCUCGGUCUACGGAAUUUUCCCUGAUAAGAAACUUCGAGGACAGGAUUAUUCAUGGAUUCUUUCUAUCUUUUACUUCGGUUAUCUCGCUGCCGAGUAUCCUGGUAUCGCACUUAUGCAGAAGUUUCGAGUAGCCAAGUUUCUAGGAUUCAACAUAAUUCUAUGGGGAGCAGUCCUCAUGACAUCCGCAGCGUGCUCGUCUUUCACAUGUCUUGCUACCAUGCGUUUCCUUUUGGGUGUGGCCGAGGCGACGAUAUCACCCGGAUUCGUCGCUAUCAUGGGAAUAUGGUGGACUAGACAGGAGCAAGCCAGUCGAUCAUCUCUCUGGAUCUCGUUUCUAGGAGUUGGUAGCUUCAUCGGGACGUUGAUAGUAUACGCCCUUACCCAGGAUAACGCGCAACCAGUUAGUUGGAAGCGCAUUUUCUUUGAGCUAGGGGUGAUGACUUUUGUUUGGGGAGUGUUGUUUUCACUUGCUAUGCCAGAUAGCCCGACAACUGCCACAUGGCUCAAUGAGAACGAGAAAGUUGCCGCCGUCCAACGAAUAAUCGAAAAUAAAACCGGUACAAGAUCUCGCAAUUUUGUUAAAGCCCAGGUCUUCGAGGCGAUUACCGACCCUAAGAUUAUAAUCUUAGGCCUAAUAUCCUUCGCCAACGCCUUCGCAUCCGGUGGGCUUGCAUAUGGCUCAUUUGUGAUACAAGGCUUCGGUUUUGAUCCGCUAAAGACGACCUUGUUGAGUCUGCCUCUAUUCACGAUCCAAGUUGUGGCGCAACUUGGUUCGGGAUAUCUAGUUUCUCGUAUUCGCGAUUUUCGGUUACAUAUGGCAUCUCUGGCUAUGGUUCCUCCGAUCGUAGGUACGAUAUUGAUCAACCAACUUCGGCCGGAUAAUAGAUGGGGACGUCUUGCUGGGGUUUGGCUAUUGGGAUCCUAUCCUGUGGGCUUUAUGGUAAUCCUCGGCCUACUUUCGACAAACAUCGCGGGUACCACCAAGCGGUCCGUAGCUUCGGGCUGGGUGUUUUCCUGCUACUGUGCCGGCCAAAUCUUCGGGCCGCAAUUCUUCAAAAACGCUGAGGGCCCUGCGUAUCGCAACGGCAUUAUGGCUAUGUUAUGUGCCUUCGCCUUGAAUGCGUUCUUAAGCCAGGCGUUGCGUCUCCAUUAUGUUCUCGAAAACAAAAAACGAGACAGGGCCUUAGAGGAAAUGUCGGAGGACGAAAUCGCAACGAUAGAAAAAUUAAGUGAACGUGAGGGAUUUGAGGAUGUUACCGACAAAUAUAACGCCAUGUUCCGCUAUGCGUUGUAG